CUCUUUAUCAUAAUUUAUAUAGCAGCAUUAUCAAUUGUUCAGUAGAAGAUGGCUAGUUCAAUCAUUACAAUUCUAAGUAUAGUUUUCUUCCUUAUCCUCAUUUCUCAAGGUUAUAGCCAAUGUUCAUUGAAAGAUAUUUCAGUAACCCAGUAUGAGACAGGAGUAGUGGAGAAUAAGCCAGAAUGGACCGUAUAUAUCUCCAACAAAUGUCAUUGUACUCAAAAGAAUGUCAAGUUAAAUUGCACUGGUUUUCAAACCAGUCUAGGCAUAACCCCUUCAGUUUUAAGGGUCUCCGAUAACGAAUGCAUUCUCAAUGAUGGCGAACCUAUCGACAAAAACCUCCAUAUAGUCUUCUUCUACGUUUGGGAUAAGUCAUUUCCACUAAAUCCAAUUUCAUCAGAGAUUAUUUGUUCUUAAAUAGCCAAUGUACCUUUUAUAAUAGCCAAGAAUAAAAUUGAGUUUAAAGGAUACACGCUUUCCCUUUCGGUGUAAACCAAUUUUACACUUACGUUCAAUGAUGAUCCAUUAUUUUUGACAUGUAAUCCCACUCAUAUAAACGGUAUGAAAGACAAAUUAGAGAGUUUUUAUUGGUUGUCAUGUAAAAGAUACUUACACUAAAAUCGCAUCUACCUUAACUCAA
Messenger RNA from Medicago truncatula (barrel medic), 640 nucleotides. RefSeq names its product TPD1 protein homolog 1-like. The transcript has 2 exons. The coding region runs from base 49 to 417 and encodes 122 amino acids. Gene Ontology annotation, biological process: cell fate determination. The record is from RefSeq and is a predicted model, not a curated record. Lineage: Eukaryota; Viridiplantae; Streptophyta; Magnoliopsida; Fabales; Fabaceae.